UUGGUUUUUAAAUAUGAAACAUCAAUAUCAGUGUGUUAUGAGCAGUCUUAGUGAUGUGAGGAUAAAUAACAAAUUCUAACUCCAGUUGGGCUCCUGGACCCUAAUGGGCAGAGCCAGAUUUGAAAGGAUAAAGGAUUGCAAAGAGGAACUGGACAGGGACAGUGAUUCUGAAUUUGCCGUGAAGGAACAUGGUUAGAUGGGAGACGAAGCUUGGAGCGCAUCCAGCUCACCUGAAGUUGAACCUGGGCUAGAUGGGGUCAUGGCAGCGCUAAAGGAGUUGAUUAAAUCAAGGUGUUGGCCGUUAGUGUGAAGAGGAAGAACCUGUGAACAGUUAGGCGGCUUCAGCGUUUGCCCCUCGAUUAAAUGUGUGGCCAAUUCUUAUUUGGAAGUGGAAACAUGACUACUGUCAAUCUGGGUAUUCAGUAUGUUUUUUUCUUAUUUUUUUGUUGUUGCCCUUCAAUUUAUUUUCACAGGCAUAUUGUUUUCUUCGUGUGUUUUUUUCAGUAUGUUUUUUAAAGAUAAAUGUAUUCACCAACAUUUUUUUAAAGUAUAAUUGAGUCUGAGAGGCCUUCAGAAUGCAAUGCCUUAGUCCCCUUUUGAUCAAUAAAUACCCCAGUGGAGACAUUUAUUUAUUUAUUAUGUAAACAAAUUGGUUUUUAGGGACAGAAACAUUGACCUGCACCCGCCCAUGCAUUGGUUGCUAAAACCCAACUCCUUAGAGCGAGCAGAAGGCGCGGGGCCUUCAGCCCAAUAGGGAGGCGCCGGGCGCGGGGCGGCCCGUUUCCCUGCGCGCGCCCUUUAAGGCCCGCGCGCGGCGCGUGGCCGCAGUGGGUGCCCGCGGAGCUACGAGGCAGCGUGGCCAUGGACGUGGGCGCGGACGAGUUCGAGCAGAACCUCCCUCUGCUGCAGGAGCUGGUCCAGGGCGCGGACUUCCUGGGUCUGGACAUAGAGUUCACGGGCCUUCGCACUAACCUGUCCGGGUCCCAGCAGAUCAGUCUUUUUGACUUGCCAUCGGAGUGGUACCUAAAGACCCGUCGGAGUGUUCAGCAAUUUACAAUCUGUCAGAUUGGACUGUCUGUGUUUUCCAGUGUCGAAGGCGAGUCGAACAGGUACAUAGCCCAUUCCUGUAACUUCUUUCUCUUCCCUACGACGUUUGGGAUUCUGGACUCGGAAUUCUCUUUCCAGGCCUCUAGCGUACAGUUUCUGAAUCAGUAUGGCUUCGACUAUAACAAGUUUCUCAAACAUGGAAUCCCCUACAUGAACGAAGAGCAGGAGAAGCAAAUCAAACACAGCAUCCUGACUGGGAACUGGAGAGUCCGCAGUUCCCUGGACAAAGACCAAAUGAAGGCGGUGAUCGAUGAGGUGACUCGGUGGCUGCACCUGGCGGAGGAAGGCGACUGGAUGACGCUCCCUGGUAUCGCUGGCUUCCAGGCCUUCGAGGUCCAGCUGGUGCUGAGGCAGGCCCUCCCGGACAUCUGGACGGUGCUGAGAGACCAGGCGGUGAUAGUGAAGAAGGUGAGCAGGCAGCACCGCUGGUACCUCCAGAACACCUCCUCCGACCGAGAGAGCUGCUGGAAGGAGAAGAUCCUGCUCUCCGCCAGGGGCUUCUCUGUGUUUUUCCAGAUGCUGGUGAAAGCCCAGAAGCCCUUGGUGGGACAUAACAUGCUGAUGGACCUGCUGCAUCUGCAUGAGAAGUUCUUCAGGCCCCUCCCAGAAAGCUACCACCAGUUCAAGCGCAACAUCCACAGCCUCUUUCCCGUCCUCCUUGACACCAAGAAUGUGACCAAGGACAUAUGGAAGGACCUGAAUUUCCCGAGGGUUUCCAAUCUCUCCGAGGUGCACGAAGUCCUGAGCAGUGACUUGAAUCCCACCAAGGACUCUGGGCCAGUGAUCAUUCACGCCAGCAAGUGCGAGAGAUACGCUGAGACAAAGUACCCCCACGAAGCAGCAUACGACGCCUUCCUCUGCGGAUCAGUUCUUCUGAAAGUGGCGCACUUGCUCCUGUGGAGAGUGCACGGGGCCGGCCCCACCCCGGAGCCCUCCUUCCCCCGGUACCUGGACGUGCUGGCCCCCUACGUGAACCAGGUGAACCUGAUCCGCGCCGGGGUCCCCAAGAUCAACUUCUCUGGCCCAGAUUAUCCCAGUAUCCGGCCCCCCAUCCUCGUCCUCAGCGUCCGGAGGUGGCCGGGGGUCACCGAGCAGCAGAUCUAUCGCGAGUUCCAGAGUCUCUGCAAAUUCGACGUCCGGCGACUCACGCGGAACCAGUUCCUGCUCUUGACCAACAAGUUCAAGGACGCCCGGAGCGUCCUGAGGGAGUACCGGGGCCACCCCACGCUGCAGGUGUCGCUGUACCGGUACUGGAGGCACUCCCCGGACGUCCGCUGCCUGCUGCAAGUCUGUGGCAUAGUCACCGCCUGGGCCCUUCUCACGUUUCUCCUGGGGCGACCCGGCCCCUGACGCCGCCCGAGCCCUGCCGCUCCUGUCUCUGCGCCUCUCCGGGAGGCCAGCCGUUUGUGUUCGUGGGAAUCCUAUUCUACUUGCCAAUGGACCGGCCUGGUCAUUGCGAAGGAUUUCGUUAUGUUUUGAGCAAGAAAUUCUGUAAAUGUUAUCAAUGAUACAGACAUCCUUGGGCGGCUCUCCCUCCGGGAGCGUGCCCACCCCUCCCCCCCUCCCCUCGCAGGCGUCUCACCUUUACCGUCUCUCCCCUCAGCUCCCAGGGCCUUCUUUGCUGUAACUUGUUUCCUCAGCCUGUUUCUUCUAUAUAUAUAUAGCUCAGUUCUUCUAGCUCUGAGACUUUCUAAAUAAGCUUUCUCUUAUUUAAAAACAGAAGGGGGAGGGGGGGCUUGGCCUGGUGGCUCAGUUGGUUGGACAUCGUCCUGUGCACCAAAAAGUUGCUGGUUUGAUUCCUGGUCAGGGCACCU
Molecule: messenger RNA, 2921 nt
Organism: Myotis myotis
Lineage: Eukaryota; Metazoa; Chordata; Mammalia; Chiroptera; Vespertilionidae
Gene: PNLDC1
Product: PARN like, ribonuclease domain containing 1
Exons: 19
Coding region: 862-2457 (531 amino acids)
Biological process (GO): nuclear-transcribed mRNA poly(A) tail shortening
Cellular component (GO): endoplasmic reticulum; cytoplasm
Molecular function (GO): poly(A)-specific ribonuclease activity; RNA binding
Source: RefSeq, a predicted model, not a curated record